AUGCAUCUCUGGGAAACUGGAAUAAUGAGAAUUACCAGACACCCACAGAUGGUGGGACAAGUGAUUUGGUGCUUGGCUCACACAGUUUGGAUUGGGAACUCAGUGGCCGUAGCAGCUUCUUUGGGUUUGAUCGGGCACCAUCUAUUUGGCGUAUGGAAUGGAGACCGAAGGUUAGGCAUUAGAUAUGGCGAGGCGUUUGAAGUUGUAAAGAAGAGAACAAGUGAGGUCCCAUUUGCUGCUAUUCUUGAUGGCCGCCAGAAGCUUCCAGAGAGUUACCAUAAAGAGUUUUUGCGUUUGCCAUAUUUAUCAAUUACGGCAUUGACGCUAGGCACAUACUUUGCGCACCCACUUAUGCAAGCAGCCAGUUCUCGGCUACAUUGUCCGACGACCCAAACCAUAGCGACUAAAGGAUGUAGGCUCGACUACCUAAUCCCCAACCCAACGGUCGAGCCCGACCAUCGACGGCGACAAGGAGCUGUUGCAGCUUCCUUCGGACAGCGACCGAAAGAGACACCUGUUGGUAGCGAGCGGCGAUAG
This is a messenger RNA of Striga hermonthica, 537 nucleotides long. Lineage: Eukaryota; Viridiplantae; Streptophyta; Magnoliopsida; Lamiales; Orobanchaceae. The record is from the annotation of a GenBank genome assembly.